AUGGAAUUGAACCAUGUAAUCAAAGAGUUGCAAACACAUACAAAAGACACUGCUAUUUUCAGAGUUAGUAUUUUAUGAUUCUAUUAAUAUAGUUCUAUUGUAAUCAUUAUUGCUUACUAUAUAACUCUAUUAAUUAUUGCUCUAUAUAACUCUAAAUAAAGCAUUUUAUUGUUAUUUUUUUAGAAAUUGAUAAACUUUGCUUCAUCAUGCAAAGAAUCCUGGAAUGAUGAACAUUUGAAACAAUGGCAACCAGUAUAUAUACAUAUUAUAGAAGCUUUUAUUUUAAAUAUAGACAAUAGAGAAAGAAGUUUGUUGGCUUCCCAUACAUUUUUUGCUUUACUAUCAAAGCAGUCUAACUUAUCAUUUAUAAAAGAAACUUUUACAAGUCUUCUGAGUUCUAAACGUAAUGAAGUAUACAUUUUUGAUAAAAGAUAUAAUAUCGUUGAAAAUGAACUAUUUAAACUGAUUUGCGCUUAUGGAUAUUUGCAAGUAAAUCAUAAUGAAAUAUAUUCCAAUGAUAUCUUUUUUUUUACUUUCGAUGUUAUAUUCGAUCACUGUAUAAAAUAUACUAAACAUUCUUAUUUCGCGUAUAAAAUAUUAUAUACAUGGUUGCAAAGAACUAUGAACACAACUUUUUGGAGCACAUAUUCAGAAAUAGAGCAAAGACUUGAAAUGAUUAUUUUUUCAAAUUGGUGUAAUGCCAUUAAUGACAUAAGUAAACAAAAUUCAGUACUUAUUUUUAAUAUGUACCUGAAAAUAAUGGAAAAGAAAUAUGACAGAUAUUUGGAGUAUAUAUUUAAACAUUGUGUCAAUACAAUUUCUUGGCAGAACGAAGUAAAGUAUGAUAUACUCGCGGAAAUUUGCGAAAUUUGGGAUGAAACUAAAAUUAUUACAUCCCGUGAUUUUUUAUUUUCUUUGUGUAGUAGCUUAACAAAAUAUUAUUUGCGUUCACCUGGUACUAAAGUUUAUCUUGCGAUUGUAAAAAAGUUAAACGAAAAUGAAUGGAAAAAAGCCUUUGGAUAUAUGAUGAAUUAUCUCUUUCACCAUUGGGAAUCACCAGAAAAUGAAAAUCACAAUGCCCUUCAGUUACUCUGCAAACAUUGGCUUGAACCAAUUGUUAAAAAGUACAAAAAUCUUUUAUUUUAUUUAUGGAAUUUAAUCGCAGAUAUAAGGGAACAUAUUUUACGUUCACAUCUUCAAAAAAUGGCUUGUGAAAUGCACAUUGAUCUUCCCCAACAAGCAAAGAUUGAAUGUUAUUUAAAUCAUAAUAAAGAAAUCGUAAGGUUGAAUGGAUUUGCCAUAAAUUGUUACCAAAUAAACAAAUUGUACAAUGAAAAUAGAGAUCGAUUUUUUACCAUAAGAAGUUUUCUAUGGCAUAAUGCAAAUAGUACAACAGUCUACAUGAGAGAUGGGAUUGUAAAAUAUUUUAAAAUAUUUUAUACUAAUGUUCUAAAAAUGUGUGAUAAUAAUCCAGACUGCAUACAUGAUGUGUAUUACAUUACACAUUGGUUACAUGAACACCUUUUGGAUUGUUUUGAAAUUGGUUCUUGUUAUCAAAGAAAAAUUCUUGGUUUAAAUUUAUAUAGAGCUAUACUUUCAUUUACCAAUGGAUUUCUGAUAAAUAAGACCAACAAUGUUGAAAAUAUUUUGUCUAUUUCAUUACUAGAAAAACAUUUAAUAACAACUGGAAAUUGGAAAUUCACAAACAAAAAGAGUUUAUUUAUCUUAUUAAGACUUGUAUUGGAUUCUGCACUUGAUGUCAAACAAUUAGCUACAUCUAUUAUUCUUAAUUAUUUCAAUAAAGACAUCUUAUCUAAUGUGGAGAAACAAGUAUUAUUUCACACGGCGUUGAAAACUUGUAAUUCUUCCAAAUUCUAUGAAAUCGAAAGUGGUGCGGCUCUUAUAUCAAUUUUAAUACACUGGCUACCGUUGAAUAUUUUACAAGAUUAUAAGAAUUAUAAUUGUUUGAAAUAUUCCGAUUUCUUGUUUAAUGAAGCUAAGAGUCAGUUAAUACAAAUGAAAGAUGAUGUACUAAAAGCAAUUGUCCAAAAUAAACCAUUUUAUGGCGUGAUGACUGCUUUAUUGAAUAUUGCUUUCCAAAAUGGUAAAGAAAGUUCCGAUAUAUCUUUCGAAUUCAUUGAAAAAGUAUUGUAUCUAUUAGAAGAUGCCACAGAUUUCUUUCUACACAUACUUUCUUCAAAAUCGGAAAAUACAGAAUAUUCAUCAUCGUUUGCGGAAAUGGGAUUAGCCAUUAAUGAAACGAUUAAAAACAGUGAGAUAGAGAACAUCAAUUUAGAUGAUUUAAAUUUAACUUCUGCGCAUCAUGUGCUCAUUUCUUGCAUUUGGAUAUGUUUAUGUAAAGAAGCUAAGUAUUCUAAUUUACCAAAAACACAUAUAUUGCGUAUAUUAGAAGAUGAUUCUAUGCAUUCUUUAAACAUCACCAGAAGAGGUGCUGGAUUGUCAAUAAUGUUUCAUAGAAUUGUCGUUAGCGAUAAUCGGCGAGAUAGACCUCUUUUGCAUUUUGCGGUACAACAAUUAUUAGACCUGUUAGAUGAUAUUUCUGAUGACAAUUUAAAAAGUAUAGAAUCACAGCACGAUUCUCCGUGGGCAAGACGUUUGCAUUUUUUACGGGCUUUAGUAGCCGAUAAAGAAAUACACGCACAGUUAACUCCAUACAUGGAGAGAAUUUCCCUGACUUGUUUCAAAUACUUGCAGUCAGAAAUAUGGACUAUCAGAAAUGCAAGUCUACAAUUAUUUGGUUCGAUAGUUCCAAGAUUAAUAGGUCAAAGUUAUGGAGACACGUUGGAUUUUGGAAACGGUUAUUCAAUUAAUCAUUUUGUUACACAUUAUCCAACCCUUGCAGAUCAUGUUAUGAAAGAAUUACAUAAGUUUUCAUUUACGUUUACGAAGUUUUCUACUGCUUUAUAUUUACAUUCAAAUAUCGUUCACAUUCUUAUACUCCUUUCGAAAUUUUCAUGCAGUGCUUGUAAUUUAAUUGAUUAUUCCUCGCAAGAAUAUUUGUCAAAAGUAAGACAUUUACUUUACAUACUACUUGGAAAUCCUAUCUUAUAUGUUAGACUUUUAGCUGCAAAAGCAUAUGCGGCAUUAACAGAUUUCUUAAAAAUUGAAUUGGAGCUCGAGAAAUUAAGGUACGACAUUUCUUCAUGUCACAAUGUUAAUUUAAUUCAUGGUUAUUUGUUAACUAUGAAAUUCCUUAAGGAAAAAUUAUCCGCUGAAAUCGAAAGUAUGAAUUUAUGUUCGAAUGUCAAACAAUACACGUGUCAUGCAUCAGAGCAAUCUGCAGAAUUGCUACGAUUUCGAGAAAUAUUACAAAUUUGGAGAAAUGUGCCCAAAGGAAAAGGUAGUUUACAAAUAUGUUAUAUAAUAGAAGUGCUAUUUUUACAGUCAAAAGAAUUUAUUUCCGGUGAGAUAUCUGAAGAAGAUGUAUUUAUUUUUAACGAAAAUAGAUCUUUACUCUCCUCUGAGAAAAUAAAACCAGGAUUUUUUCAAUUUAUCGAUCUUUCUACAAAAUUGUAUGCUAACUAUAUAAAUCGCACGAAUAACGUUAAUAUUGAUAUUUUACAUAAAAUUUUGUACUCCCCUUGCAUCGAUCAAAGUAUUUCUUUUUUAAAUCAUGCGUCGUGUAGCAUUCCAAUUUUAAAAACUGUGCUCAAAUGUCUAUUGCUGAAUGAACAUGAUCAUAAUGGAUUACUUUUAAACGCAAUGAUAAAUUACUCUUUGAAAACUUUGAAGCAAUGGCCUGUACUAGACAUAAGUGAAUUAGAAAUUGAGAAAGUAAUAGAAAAUCCGUUUGUUAAGAAAUUAGAAACUGCAAGAUAUUCUAAUUUAUGGAGUUUGAAAUGUAUAUUGAGAAUCUUUUCUCGAAAUGAGAUAAUGAUAAACCAAGUACUGUCUCAGGCACUUCAAUUAAGUGUUCACGAAGAAGAACACACGAGGAGAAUCGCGGUUGAACUUACGAAAUUCGCAGUUUAUCGAUUUGCAGAAUUAACAAGUAAAAAUAAAUUAACUACUUUACAUUGCUGUUUAAUUCUACUGAAAGAUGAGAUUGCAGAGAUACAUGAAGAUAUUAUUGAAAAUCUAAAGAUGCAUGUUCUACAGACAAUUAAUAGUGAAUAUGAAAGUUUAGGACACGAUGAACUUAUAUAUCAAAGAUUAUUAUCCGAAGUGAUACUUGGAACACUAAACUUUCCUACGGAUAACGAUAUGAAUCUAUUUUUCGUAAAAUUGUUCACACACAGUAUUAAGAAUUUUGAUAGUAACAUGAUUAUUGAAAAUCCUUUUUACCAUGAUGAUAAUCCUUUUUAUAGAGAAGAGUCGAAGUUUCUAAAUCUUUGUUUUUAUUAUGUGAAACGGAAAAAGCACAAUGGUAAUAACAAUCUUAGUAUGAUAGGAUACGGUAAUGGAAUGCAUGAAUCGAAAUAUCAAUUACAAAAAGAAUGUUAUUUCGACGAUACUAAUUUAAAGGUUGUUUUAAAUACUAAAUAUGUAGAUUAUUUAUUAAUGAAACAAAAACUUGUAAUACAGAAUUAUAGAUAA
Messenger RNA from Heterotrigona itama, 4557 nucleotides. NCBI's taxonomy places the organism in Eukaryota, Metazoa, Arthropoda, Insecta, Hymenoptera, Apidae. The record is from the annotation of a GenBank genome assembly.